This is a messenger RNA of Bipolaris zeicola 26-R-13, 531 nucleotides long. Its product is annotated as glycosyltransferase family 15 protein. Gene Ontology annotation, cellular component: Golgi apparatus; membrane. Gene Ontology annotation, biological process: protein N-linked glycosylation; cell wall mannoprotein biosynthetic process. NCBI's taxonomy places the organism in Eukaryota, Fungi, Ascomycota, Dothideomycetes, Pleosporales, Pleosporaceae. Gene Ontology annotation, molecular function: alpha-1,2-mannosyltransferase activity. The transcript has a single exon. The coding region runs from base 1 to 531 and encodes 176 amino acids. The record is from RefSeq and is a predicted model, not a curated record.
AUGCUCCUCGAAGUCCUCUUCCACAUCCACAGCUUCACCAUAACCCGCCCUUCACGCCCUCUAGACGCACCAUUCCACACAGGCUUCCAAGACCCCGUGGCAAAUAUGACGGCGCGCAAAAACGCCGUCCUGCUUAUGCUCGCCCGCAACUCGGAAGUUAGUGGCGCGGUAGACAGCGUCCGCAGCGUGCAGAAGCAGUUCAACGAUCAUUUCGGGUACCCGUGGAUCUUUCUCAACGACAAGCCAUGGAGUGAAGAGUUUAAAGAGAAGGUUAGCGAAGCAGUGCAAAACACAUCCGCCGCAGGGCACGUGAGUGUGGAAUUCAACACUAUACCAAAGGACAUGUGGAGGGUACCCUUCGUGGAUCGACCAAGACCGUGCAAGACGCAACAUGAAGGCCAUGGAGGAAGACAAAAUUCAAUAUGCCGCCCAAGAAGGAUACCACCACAUGUGUCGCUUUCAAUCAGGGUACGUACACUCUUCAACCCUCCAUCCCAACAACCCUCAACACCACAGAACCCCUCUUUCUAA